AUGCAGCAUUUAACUCGUCCUUAACAAUAGUUAUAAGAGAUCAAUGUAUUGGCCAUUGUAAUUUGUAGUUGUACGAGUAAAAGUAACAUCAAAUUGAGUCAAUCCUUCAAUCCAAGUGGACUGCUUAGUCAGAGUCCAACUCAUAAAACUAAUUAAAGUUCUGGGUUUCAAGGGAUAGAUUAGAAACAAUUAUAGAAAUGUUAAGGAUAACUCUUACAGGGGAAAUAAUACAAAAAGGAAUUAUUAAAACUAAUGACCAGUCAUAAAUAAUUGUCUACGUAGAAAUCUAAUUAACAGAAUAACAUAUCAGACUCAUCCAAUAUUCUAAAGACAAUUGCCACUACUGAUACUCGAAGAACCAAUUCUAAUUAACUUCAGAAAUCAUUUAUAUAGACUAUAAAAAACUAGAGUUUUGUAAGUGUAGCAAAUUAAAUUGUUGUAGUGGUUCAUUCUUUGAAUUAAUAAUAUAAGUUUACAAUGGAUCCGUAAAAAAGUACAGGUUAUAUGAUGGAGUAUUUGAAAACAGAAAUGAAAAAAAAUAUAGUAGUAUAUUCAACGACUGGAUCUUCGUCUAAUAAAAAUAAAUUACAAUGUGAGACGGGCAAUGAAUGUCUAGAUAUGGAAAUUGUAUCAUUCCAUACUGUUGAUAAAAAUUUACCCAUUGAUUUUUACAUUUAGUAAUUAAAUAAACCCUUGGAUAUAUUCAGUGGAUAAACAUUAAAUUUAUAACCAUUUUAUGGAUGCAUUCAAGGAUCUUAGAUAACAUUGAAGGAUUUCAUUUUUAUCAAAUGUAUUGGUGUUGGAGGAUUUUCAAGAGUUUAUCUAGUGAAAAAGAAAUCAGAUGGCAGAUUUUAUGCGAUGAAAUUGAUAGAUAAAGAAUUUAUUAUCUAACGUAAAAAAUAAGGAAUUGUGUAAAAUGAGAGAGACAUAAUGACUGUGUUGGAUCAUCCCUUUAUAAAUAAAUUAGAAUAUGCCUUUGAGUCUAAAAACUUCAUUGUUUUUGUCUUAGAGUUUUGCAGUGGUGGAGAGUUAUUUUGGUAAUUGAAAUAGGUGAAGAGGAUGACUGAGGAUCAAGCCAGAUUUUAUUUUACUGAAAUUUGUUUGGCCAUUUAUUAUUUACAUUCAAUAUCUGUUGUCUAUAGAGAUAUAAAACCAGAGAAUAUAUUGAUAGAUAUGGAUGGCCACAUUAGAAUUGCAGAUUUUGGAUUAUCAAAGCCAAACAUGAAUGAAGAUGAUUAUGCAUAUAGUUUUUGUGGUUCUCCUGAAUAUAUGGCUCCUGAAAUGUUAUUGAAAGUUGGUCACAAUGUUUAAGUGGAUCAUUAUUGUUUAGGUGCCCUUUUAUAUGAAUUAGUUACAGGAUUACCUCCUUAUUAUUCUAGGGACACUGAAGAAAUUUAUGAAUCAAUUUUAAGUGAAGAGUUGACAUUCCCAGACAAAAUCAAUUUAACUGAUGAUAUCAAAGAUCUACUUAAAGGACUUUUAUGUAAGAAACCUUAAAGUAGAUUGGGUGCUCAGAAUGGUUUAUAAGAAUUGAUGCUCCAUCCCUGGUUUAAAGGAUGUGAUUGGAUUUAAAUUUUAUAAAAGAACAUUGAGCCUCCAUUCAAACCAAAUUAGUUACAAUUUCAUUAUGAUCAAAAUGAAUUGCUCAAAGGGGAAUUGGAAACAAGGGAAAAGCUUCUAGGAAAAUCAGGUUUAUAAAAAGAUAUUAAAAUUUUUAAGACAUUUUAUUUUGAUGUAAUUCAAUAAAAGUAAAUGAAAAUUGAACAAAGUAAAGUACUCAAGUAACAUUUUAUGAUGAUAACAUAAAUCUAAAUGUAAUUGACCUAAAAGUAUAAUCUCAAAAAGAACAGCCCAGGAUCCAAUUGUCUAUCGAAACAGUAAUCAAGAGGAUCUCAAUUGAUUAAUUAGAAAUAGAAAAAUAAUAUAGAUAAAGUCAUUUAUUUAAAUUUAUAGGUAGUCGUCUUUUGUUUAACCUAUUUAGAUUAAUACAGCAGCCAUUCCUUAACAAUCUAAAUUGAUUGGCUUGAAGCGAAUAACUUCUUAAAAUAAUUUUUUCAUGGAUAGAUAAAACACAUCUCCUACAAAUAUGGGAUUUAAUUCAAAGGACAAUAUUGA
Molecule: messenger RNA, 2115 nt
Organism: Paramecium tetraurelia
Lineage: Eukaryota; Ciliophora; Oligohymenophorea; Peniculida; Parameciidae
Exons: 4
Biological process (GO): protein phosphorylation
Molecular function (GO): ATP binding; protein serine/threonine kinase activity
Source: RefSeq, a predicted model, not a curated record